UGGGAGAAGCUUCUCUAAGCACAGGGUUCCAGGUCACACAAGCAUGUCGACUCAGAUGUUUGAGGGGAGAGGGCAUGCAGCUGUGUACCAGAAGUACCGUUUUGCACCGGGCAAAGACCUGCAGGAAACCAUCCUCACCUACGUGCAGAAGAAGAGAGCAAGCCCUGCUGAGCUGGUGGUGGAUGUUGGCUGUGGGUCUGGACAAGGCACCCACUUCCUUGCAAAGCACUUCAAGAAGGUGGUGGGAACGGACAUCAGUGAAGCACAGAUCCAGGAGGCCAAGGAUGCCCCCUCCAUGCCAAACAUCUCCUACUUGGUGUGCCCUGCAGAGGAGCUGCCAUUUGAGGAUGCUUCGGUGGACAUCUUGACUUCAUUUACAGCUGCACACUGGUUUGAUAUCGAGAAGUUCAUGAAAGAAGCAAACCGAGUGCUUAAGCCAGGUGGUUGUGUGGCCAUCAGCACCUAUACUGUGGACAUGAGUGUUUGUUAUGGGGACUACUCUGAAAAGCUGACCAAGAUCUUCAGGGAGUGCUGGGACACAAUUUUAAAAUACUCACAUAGUAGGAUAAAAUACGUCUUGGAAGACUACAAAACGAUCUUUGAGGCCUUGCCAUUUCCAGACAAGAAGAGAAUCACUGAUAUCUUUGACAACAUCCCCAUGACAGUUGCUGGUGUGAUUGGUUACAUGGAAUCUGCCUCUCCGUAUCAAGUUUUUCUGAAGAACAACCCUGAAGCUGCAAAAUCCCUCCUCCAAGAGACUGAAAAGAGGAUGCUGGAAACAAUGGGAGUUUCUUCUCCUGAAACCCCAGUGGAUUUUCGUGUGAGGCACGUCUGUGUGCUGGGGUGCAAAUGA
Indicator indicator is the source of this 853-nucleotide messenger RNA. Its product is annotated as putative methyltransferase DDB_G0268948. Gene Ontology annotation, molecular function: S-adenosylmethionine-dependent methyltransferase activity. The coding region runs from base 44 to 853 and encodes 269 amino acids. The record is from RefSeq and is a predicted model, not a curated record. The transcript is spliced from 7 exons. NCBI's taxonomy places the organism in Eukaryota, Metazoa, Chordata, Aves, Piciformes, Indicatoridae.